AUGUCGUCCACAGAAACCGUUGUCACGACCUCCUAUCUCCUCGGGAACCUGCACUGCCCGACUUGUGUCACUUUGAUUCGCUCCCUCUUACACGAUGCCUUUGGCAACAAUGUACUCUGGGUUUCCCCAAAUCUCGUUACAUCCGUUGUUACAGUCGAGCACAAAGAGAACUCCUCGGCUUCGGUUGCCAGCAUGCAAAGGGUACUUCAAGACGCUGGCUUCGAAGUCUGCGGCCUCAACACAACCGCCAGAACUGCGAAUGAUCUCCAUCGCACCUCCCAGGUUGAAGGGGGGAGUAGCCGCGCCGCCGGGCAUUCCGAUGGCUGGUUGGAUUCCUUCUUUCACUUUUGGCGCCCACAAGUAUCACCUCUGGCGAUAGAGGCCGCACGUGCUGCUCACCUCGAAAAUUGUGAAGCAUGUAAAUCCGGGAAAAUCUCCGGGAAGUCAACAUCUGAUGAUAAGAGAGAACUGGUUCGGGUUUCUUCUGUCGUUUCCGAUACCCCUACCAGACGUUCUUCCCUGCCGUAUCCCCUCCAAAAGGUGGUUACAGAAACAUCACCCACUCCAUCAUGGCGAGUUACACUCUCUGUUGGCGGCAUGACAUGUGCUGUUUGUGUCAACACAAUCACGCAGGAGAUGGAGAAGUAUCCCUGGGUUACAAAAGUCGCUGUCAACCUCGUGUCCAACAGCGCAACCAUCGAAUACACAGAUGGUGAUCGAGCACAAGAGAUUGUUGAUGCAGUUGAGGACCUUGGAUACGAUGCUGCAAUCGACGAGGUUGUCAAUCUACAAGAGAAAAGGGUUCAGGCUGAUGAGCGCGAGGUUGAAGUGAGUGUCGACGGCAUAUUUUGCCAGCGAUGCCCAGAGCGAAUCGUCACAACCCUCAAGGCUCUUGCUCCAGGUCGACUUCGAAUCUUCCAGGAGCCUACCAUUCAGAAUCCUAUUCUAAGACUCCGAUAUACACCCGAUGCUCCUAGAUUUACCAUCAGGCAGAUCUUGCAAGCCAUUGAAGCAGCCGACGACUCUCUCAAAGCCUCCAUCUACCAUCCCCCCACACUCGAGGAGCGAUCUCGAAUUAUCAGAGCCAAGCAUCAGAAAGCUCUGUUGUAUCGUGUGAUUCUCACCCUCAUUUUCGCUGUCCCUACCUUUGUUCUGGGCAUAGUUUACAUGAGCCUGCUGCCAAACUCCAACCACGAAAAGAUGUACCUCAUGGCACCUUGGGUUUCCGGACUCAGCCGCCUCGAUAUUAGUCUUUUCGCGCUUGCUACGCCGGUGUACUUCUUCGCCGCUGAUGUGUUUCACGUACGCGCAAUCAAAGAAGUUCGAACCAUGUGGCGAAGGGAAAGUCGUAUGCCCUUAAUUCAGCGCUUUUACAGAUUUGGUAGCAUGAAUAUGCUUGUUUCACUGGGAACAAGCAUAGCCUAUUUCUCCUCAGUCGCACAGAUGAUUGCCGCAGGGGCUUCUCGGAGAGAGCAUCAUAAAUCUAAAGCCGAGAUGUAUUUUGACUCUGUCGUUUUCCUGACGCUGUUCCUUCUCCUAGGAAGGCUCAUCGAGGCGUACAGUAAAUCCAAGACUGGCGAUGCUGUCGAAAUGCUAGGCAAGCUUCGUCCAACGACAGCUCUCCUCUCUGAGAAGGACAAGGCUGGGGGCCAGAUCACUAGCACUGUGCCUGUUGAUCAACUUGACUCUGGAGACAUAAUUCGGGUGCCUCAUGGCGCAUCCCCUGCCGCCGAUGGCAUUCUCGUCAGCGGAGAGACCAACUUUGACGAAUCGAGUCUCACUGGAGAAUCUCGACUCAUCAAGAAGACUGAAGGAGACCAAAUCUUUGCUGGAACAAUCAACAAGGCAGCAGCCGUUACCAUGCGUGUCACGGGCGCUUCUGGGCAAUCGAUGCUAGACCAGAUCGUUCAAAUUGUGCGGGAAGGUCAGACAAAACGAGCACCAAUUGAACAGAUCGCCGACCUUCUGACCGCCUAUUUCGUUCCCGUCAUCACUCUCAUAGCAAUCCUCACCUGGAUCAUCUGGAUGGUUCUUGGCUUUUCAGGCAAGAUCCCAGAACACGAGGAGUCCUCUGAUGGCGAUUUGGUAGUGUUUGCCCUCCAAUUUGCCAUUGCCGUUUUUGUUGUUGCUUGCCCGUGUGGCCUCGCACUUGCAGCACCCACAGCCAUCUUUGUAGGCGGAGGGCUUGCGGCUAAGCACGGUAUUCUUGCCAAAGGUGGUGGUGAAGCGUUUGAGAAGGCGAGCAAGAUUGAUUGCGUCGUUUUUGACAAGACGGGUACUCUGACCGAGGGAGGACAGCCGAAAAUCACCGAUUCUGUACUCUUCCCUGACACUUCGUCAAGUGAAGGGGAACGCAGCGCUUUUCUGUCAGCACUUAAGGCUGUGGAAGAGAGCAGCAGCCAUCCUAUAGCCAAAGCGAUUGUCUCGUUCUGUGGUGACGCUCCGGCUAGUAAUGUUCAGAAUCUCGAGGAAUUAGCUGGAAGGGGUAUGAAGGCCUCAUUUGAGGGCUUUGGCAAUCAAGAGAUGGACAUGAUUAUCGGCAAUGAACUUCUCAUGCGAGAAUUUUCAGUAAACUUGUCACCCCGCAUCACAUCACUUCUCGAUACCUGGAAAUCCGAAGCCAAGUCAAUUGCUAUAAUCGCCACGAAGGCAUCAUCUACCGAUGCCUGGACACUUACGGCAGCGUUGUCCAUCUCGGAUCCGAUCCGUCGUGAGACUAUUCCUGUCAUCCGAGCGUUAAUUUCUCGUGGCCUUGAGGUAUGGAUGUUGUCUGGUGACAACGUCACCACCGCCCGCGCGGUGGCGCAGCGCGUUGGCAUACCGUCAUCUAAUGUCCUGGCUGAGGUUCUCCCAUCGGACAAGGCAGCUAAGAUCUCAUCUCUCCAAGCCUCUCUCCACGCACGCGGCUCAACGACCAAACGCGCUACUAUUGCCAUGGUCGGCGACGGGAUCAACGACUCCCCCGCGCUCACGAUGGCCGAUGUGGGCAUCGCCAUAGGAACGGGAAGCGACGUAGCCAUUAGCAGUGCGGCAUUCGUGCUCGCAACGUCGCAGCUUACGGCUGUAGUCACGCUCUUGGAUCUCAGCCGCGCCGUCUUUGGACGGAUUCGUGUCAACUUUGCAUGGGCGCUUGUGUACAACAUGCUUGCCGUGCCCGUUGCGGCUGGGUGCUUCUAUGCGAUUCAGACAUCAAGUGGAGAACGCGUAAGGCUGGAUCCGGUGUGGGCGGCUCUCGCGAUGGCUCUAUCAAGCAUCAGUGUAGUGUUGAGCAGCCUGAGCCUUCGGACUCGGGUUCCUGGAGUGGGAUUUCGCUCUCGCAAGGUUGACAUGAAAGGGUAG
Fusarium subglutinans is the source of this 3339-nucleotide messenger RNA. Its product is annotated as copper-transporting ATPase 3. Gene Ontology annotation, biological process: copper ion homeostasis; monoatomic cation transport. Bases 1 to 3339 code for a protein of 1112 amino acids. The transcript has a single exon. NCBI's taxonomy places the organism in Eukaryota, Fungi, Ascomycota, Sordariomycetes, Hypocreales, Nectriaceae. The record is from RefSeq and is a predicted model, not a curated record. Gene Ontology annotation, molecular function: P-type divalent copper transporter activity; copper ion binding; ATP binding. Gene Ontology annotation, cellular component: membrane.